Nezara viridula (southern green stink bug) is the source of this 240-nucleotide messenger RNA. The record is from the annotation of a GenBank genome assembly. Lineage: Eukaryota; Metazoa; Arthropoda; Insecta; Hemiptera; Pentatomidae.
AUGAGAACGAAGGAGGGAGUUACAACAGCGGUAAUCCGAGUCGAUUACAUCGAUCCAAUUUCAGUUGCCCUCUUAAAGGCUCUCCAAGAGUCUGCUAAUCUCCUCUACCCUCUGGAGCAGAGGGGGGGGGAGGGGGAGGCGGUACUGGAAGGCCACUCCAGGUUACCUCGCCGCUUUUGUCAUGGAAAGGAAGGGUACAGCUCAAGUCAAAUAUUAAUUGAACGGAGAUUUCUACACUAA